GCUAAAGCUUUAUAAGUUUAUAUAACUACCGUAACUCGAUCAAAUCAAUGGUGGGCUGGUGGCAUAGGAGUAGUGACUGCCUGACUGGGGCCCCGACUACCAUUAAUGUCCGUUGUUUUUCCCAUAACCUUUCCCCACCAAACUGUCCUAAUCCUCUCUCUCUUCUCUGCUUCGGCUUCCUUCCCAGUUCGCUCCACCGCCAAUUCCUGUUUUCCUCCUACUCUCUCCCUUUUGUCUUCUUCGACCAUUCUCUCUUCCAGUCCAAGCAGAGACCAAGUGGGAGGAAAGGAGAUUGAUGGAGGAGGUAGAGGGAUCCUCUGAACUCACCACCCCGCCACUUCCUCACCACCGUGUUCUUCUCAUCUCCGCCGGAGCCAGUCACUCCGUCGCCCUCCUUUCUCGCAAUCUGGUUUGCUCUUGGGGAAGAGGCGAGGAUGGGCAGUUGGGUCAUGGGGAUGCUGAGGAUCGACUUUCCCCCACGCAGCUCAGUCGUUUGGACGGACACCAGAUUGCUUCCGUUACUUGCGGUGCCGAUCAUACCACUGCCUAUUCCGAUUCCACCUCCGAGGUCUACAGUUGGGGAUGGGGAGAUUUUGGCCGGUUGGGUCAUGGUAAUUCUAGUGAUUUGUUCACCCCUCAGCCGAUCAAAGCAUUGCACGGUCUUAAGAUCAGACAAAUUGCCUGCGGGGACAGCCAUUGUUUAGCAGUUACAAUGGAUGGCGAGGUACAGAGCUGGGGAAGGAAUCAAAAUGGCCAACUUGGUCUUGGAACCAUGGAAGAUGCUCUUGUGCCUCACAAAAUUCAAGCUUUCCAGGGAAUCCGGAUUAAAAUGGUUGCUGCUGGUGCUGAGCAUACUGCAGCUGUCACGGAAGAUGGAGAACUCUAUGGAUGGGGAUGGGGCCGAUAUGGGAACUUGGGCCUAGGUGAUAGAAAUGAUCGCUUACUUCCUGAGAAAGUUUCGUUAUCUAAUGAAGAGAAGAUGGACAUUGUUGCUUGUGGAUGGCGGCAUACAAUAUCUGUAUCUUCUUCUGGUGGUUUAUAUAGCUACGGGUGGAGCAAAUAUGGUCAACUAGGUCAUGGAGACUUUGAAGAUCAUCUCACUCCUCAUAAACUAGAAGCACUAGGAGAAAGUUUUAUAACUCAGGUACCGGGAAUUUGAUCGGGAGAAGGCCUUACAAAAGUCAGGCAUCCCUGUUGCUUUCCCUCCAUUAUAAUCAGACUGUACAAAAAGGUUCAUGUGGCCUUUAGGGUUUGCCUAGCUGUUAGUUCUACUCCUACCCCAAGAUCCUGAAAGCAGAAGUCCAGAAGGAAUGCCUUGUCUGAUUCCAACUUCAGAUUUAAAUUUCCAUUUAAAUUUAUUUUAUGUAAGUAAGGCUGGUUUAUCUUUUACUACAUUGCUCAAAUUUUGUACUCUUAUUCUGACUUUGGCAGAUAUCAGGUGGCUGGAGACAUACCAUGGCUGUGACAUCGGAUGGAAAGUUGUAUGGCUGGGGAUGGAAUAAGGUUAGUAAUUUCUGAUUGCAUUAGUGUCUGUUCUUACAUCAAACCAGUUCUUGUGUUAGGUUGUUAUCACACCAUGGACCAGGCUCUGGGGAAGGUGACAUGACAGUAUCUGUACACAUCCUGCUAGUGUUGCAACAGUAGUAUAAAUCUGGGCCUGAGCGGUAGUUGAAGUAAUUUUUAUUCAUAAAAGGAAGAGAAUAUUCUUCUACCAGUGACAAAACAUUCACAUACAAGGAUAGAACAACAUUAUUUUUAACCCUGUUGUCCUCAUAGAUUAUCUACUGUAUGGGUGUCUUACUCAUAACAUAUCAUUUGUUUAGUUUUUAUUUACCCUCUCUGGAAGGAAGCAGUGCAACUAGUUAUGGUGUCCUCUUUACAGUUUGGACAGGUUGGAGUUGGUGAUAAUGCUGACCACUGCUCUCCUGUGCAAUUAAAAUUUCCCCGUGAUCAGAAAGUAGUUCAGAUUGCAUGUGGAUGGAGGCACACACUUGCUGUUACUGAUCGGCAAAACGUUUUCUCUUGGGGAAGGGGGACUAAUGGACAGCUUGGUCAUGGAGAGUCAAUGGACAGAAAUUUACCGAAAAUGAUUGAAGCUCUAAGCGCUGAUGGAUCUGGAGGUCAACAGUUGCCAUCAUCUCUAGUUGAUCCAUCAUCAGGCAAAACCUGGGUGUCACCAUCAGAUAGAUAUGCAGUUGUUCCUGGGGAAGCAGAUCAAGCGGACAGCUCGAUGGGGGGUAACGGGAAUGAUCUAAGUGUUCCAGAAAAUGAUGUGAAGCGGAUACGGGUCUGACGUUAGAAUUGAGUGUCUUAGUUGCAUCUUGAUCGCCCUACUCCAAAUGUAGCAGGCAAGGCUUAGUUACAUAUAACGCCGGUUUUGAAUGCUGUGUUUCUCAAGAGAUCUGGAAUUAGUUAGUAUGGACGAAGUUCUUUGUUGUUGUAUGGUCCACCUUUAAUAUGGAUUACAACUAUCUAGUCUUAUAUAAACAUUAUUAUUAUUAUUAUUAUUAUUAUUAUUAUUAUUAUUAUUAUACAAAAUGUGAGAUCAAAUAAACGUCUAA
Molecule: messenger RNA, 2561 nt
Organism: Linum tenue
Lineage: Eukaryota; Viridiplantae; Streptophyta; Magnoliopsida; Malpighiales; Linaceae
Source: the annotation of a GenBank genome assembly